AUGCUCGUCCUUGGCAUCAUCAUGGCUGUCUGGAACCUUGUUCCCGGCUUUGGCCCCACUGACAAACCUGCUGGGAACAGCAGCAAGCCUGACCGUGGCACCGGAGCCGUUUUGAAGAGCAAGACCUUCUCAGUGGCCUACGUCUUGGUGGGGGCGGGCGUGCUGCUGCUGCUGCUCUCCAUCUGCUUGAAUAUCAGGGACAAGAAGAGGCAAAGCGAAGAUCUUGCUCACAUGCAGCACCAACCGUCCCCAGAGCCCUCCCCUCAGGAGGACAG
Molecule: messenger RNA, 275 nt
Organism: Apaloderma vittatum (bar-tailed trogon)
Lineage: Eukaryota; Metazoa; Chordata; Aves; Trogoniformes; Trogonidae
Product: transmembrane protein 51-like
Exons: 1
Source: RefSeq, a predicted model, not a curated record